CACUUUUCCCCCGUGUCUUCAGAUGGAUGGCGGCAGCGAUGAGCCACCCAGCCUUGCCGGCCAGCUGUCGCAACUGAUUUGCCUGAGCGGGUUGGUGGCGCUAUUUGUGCUGGGGUGCCGUGCGAAGGCGGCAUCAUGGCUGAAGGAAAGCAACCACUUCUACUUGGAAGGAAUCAAGAGAGAUUGCCUACCAGGGAGGCUUGGGCAGUUUGGAUUCGCGGCGCUUCCGUCUGCAGCCGCCUACGACCUGGGUGGCGCUUCCUUGCUUGUGGGUAUCCAGCAUGUGCUGGGCCUCUUGCUUUGCUUGCCAGAGGUCACGAGGAGCGUCGGCAAGGC
Molecule: messenger RNA, 336 nt
Organism: Effrenium voratum
Lineage: Eukaryota; Dinophyceae; Suessiales; Symbiodiniaceae
Source: the annotation of a GenBank genome assembly